Molecule: messenger RNA, 1041 nt
Organism: Glossina fuscipes
Lineage: Eukaryota; Metazoa; Arthropoda; Insecta; Diptera; Glossinidae
Exons: 5
Coding region: 73-969 (298 amino acids)
Source: RefSeq, a predicted model, not a curated record
AUAUAUAUAUAUAUAUAUAUAUAUUCAUGCUUAUACAUUUAUAUAUAAUAAAUUAAGAAAAAAGAGGAAAAAAUGUCAGAUGCAAAUAAUGAGACUGUUGUAGCACAAACGCCUCCACAAAAUGGUAAAGAACGUUCCAAGUCAACAGAAGAAAAAGAAAUACCGCGUGAACCGGCAUUGGUAUGCAGAGAUAUAAAUAUAAAGACUGAAUUGGAAUGUCUGGUUAAAUUGUUAGAUGGUAAGAUUUACAAAGACGAAGAAGUGUCCAUAGAAGAAUUACAUCAGUAUUUGAUUGAGGAUGAAGGAUCUUGGGCUUUGGGUGAUAAUUUUUUGGUUUUUGUUCAACGCGUAUUACGGGAGCAAUCAUUUUCCCCCGACACUCGUGUUCAUCUAAUACGUACAUUGGCAUACGCCGCUCUCAAGGACGACGUGAUUAUUAUUUUACAUCAAGACCGUAAAGAUCAUACACUUAUGAAUUAUGGUUACGAUAUAGAGAAACAUACACCGGAAGAACAACAAGCUUGGGCUCUAUUCAUAUGUAAUCUUUUCGAAAAUGUUGGUCCAUCAGAAUGGUUAUUAUAUAUCUCGGAAUGGGAAUAUAAUGGUCAAACUUUAUCGAACAUCCGUGUCACAACCAAAGUUGUCGUUCAUAGUAUUCUAUCGAAUUGCCUUUUAUUGAAGAAUACCGGCACCAUGAUGCUUUAUAAUAUAGCCAUUAAAGAAGUUAAGACAGUGGUGUUUGAUGACGUCGCCGUUGAAUUAGCCAUGGCUAUAUUGCAGUUCUUCCAAAGUGGCCCAGAUGAGGAUCAAAUUUUCCGUGCCUGCAAAGCAUUGGUUAAAUUUUUAGAAGUCUCGCCCGAUGUGGCGGCUAUUAUACAAAUGAUUGGUCCGCAUCCAAAACAAUUUGCCGGUAAGAGUGAACGUUGCGAUGACCUCAUCAAAGCUAUCAGUCGUAAAGCUCCCGUUUGAACAAUAAUAAAAUAUUAAAAAACAUGUUUUUUUUUUCUAUUUCUUUUGGUUAAAUCACGAGAUUUACAUAUA